AUGGAUGAUCGACAAGACAUUUUCGAGACCUAUCUAGAUGCAACGGAGUCCUCCGAUGUGAUUAAUGAAAUAGUACAAAAGUCGGAUGGUUACACAUUCAGUGAGAUUGAAAAAUUGGCGACCAGUAUCAAUGUGGAAUGUGCUAUUCGAGGUACUCGAUACGUCAAGUCUUCUGAUGUGGAGAAAGCUUUCGAAUGUUUUGUGGCUGGAAAAAUAGGAAAAAUCGAAGAUGAUCAAGUACUCCCAACAUUAGAAGAUGUCGGUGGAAUGUUUGAGCAAAAGAGACUACUGGAACGCGUUAUCGUAUGGCCUAAAAAGUAUCCCCAACUAUUCGAAUCGGUGGGUGUCCCAGUUAGUAAGGGUAUUUUACUUCACGGACCCAGUGGAUGUGGAAAGACUCUCCUGGCCAAUGCAACAAUUUCUAAUUCGAAAUUCAGCGUGGUCAAUGUGAAAGGUCCAGAGCUUCUUUCAAAGUAUAUUGGAGCCAGUGAAGAGAACGUGCGAUUGGUGUUUGAAAAAGCUCGGUCGUGUGCUCCUUGCAUUCUUUUCUUCGAUGAGCUUGAUUCCUUGGCACCAAAGCGAGGACAUGAUUCAACUGGGGUUACGGAUAGAGUGGUUAAUCAGUUGCUCACAGAGUUGGAUGGAGCAGAAGGUGGAAUGAAAGGUGUGAUUAUUCUUGGAUGUACCAGCCGAAUUGAUCUUAUUGAUGAUGCCCUACUGAGACCUGGACGAUUCGAUCAUCAUGUGUAUUGUGGUCAUCCUGGAGAGGAUGAACGCGUAGAAAUUAUGAAUGUGCUUACAAGGAAGCUCCGCACUAUUGGAAUUGAUUUUGAAAAGUUAUCCAAGAAAACCGAUGGUUGGAGUGGUGCAGAUUUGCAAUUACUGUUUACAAAUGCACAGUUCCAUAAUGCUCGACAAAUUAGUCAAGAGGAAGACGGCCUGGAAGAAGAUGACGUGGCAAUCGACUCCGCCGCAAUCGAAGCAGUUUUCCAAGAUUCCAUUCCAAAGCCCAAACGAUCCGAGGUGGAUACAAGGAUUGGUCAGAAAGUGACGUUGGCUUGA
Messenger RNA from Caenorhabditis briggsae, 1062 nucleotides. The transcript is spliced from 10 exons. The record is from RefSeq and is a predicted model, not a curated record. Gene Ontology annotation, biological process: protein import into peroxisome matrix. Gene Ontology annotation, cellular component: peroxisomal membrane; cytosol. NCBI's taxonomy places the organism in Eukaryota, Metazoa, Nematoda, Chromadorea, Rhabditida, Rhabditidae. Gene Ontology annotation, molecular function: ATP binding; ATP hydrolysis activity. The coding region runs from base 1 to 1062 and encodes 353 amino acids.